Molecule: messenger RNA, 603 nt
Organism: Soboliphyme baturini
Lineage: Eukaryota; Metazoa; Nematoda; Enoplea; Dioctophymatida; Soboliphymatidae
Source: the annotation of a GenBank genome assembly
AUGGCCCUGCAGAACAUUUACGACUUCUUUCUUAAACUCUAUCAGUUUUUGUUGUUCUUCGUUCGAAAGCAGACGAGAAGCGUUAUCCAGUACCAGGUCGUUAGAUAUGUGGCCGUUCCUCUUAGUCCGUUGACAUCCCAGAGAUUAAGUAUGAUCAGGCGAAAGGUUUUCAUACUGGAUUUGGACGAGACGCUGAUCCAUUCUCAUCACGAUGGCAUAUUGCGGCCAAUGGUUAAGCCGGGAACACCUCCGGAUUUUGUGCUGAGGGUUACCAUCGACAGACACCCCGUUCGCUUUUUUGUCCACAAGCGGCCACACCUGGAUUAUUUUUUAACAACGGUUAGUCGUUGGUACGACCUUGUACUAUUUACGGCUAGUAUGGAAAUUUACGGUUCUGCAGUGGCUGAUCGUUUGGACAAGAAUCGAUCUAUGCUGUUGCGACGCUAUUUCAGACAGCACUGUACAAUGGAUUACGGUGGAUACACAAAGGACUUGUCCGCCAUUUGUCCGGAUCUCAGCUCAGUGUUUAUCUUAGAUAAUUCUCCUGGUGCAUAUCGACAGUUCCCAGGUGAGAAAUCUUUAGCUCUUUAUUGUUUACUGUAG